Molecule: messenger RNA, 5948 nt
Organism: Cornus florida
Lineage: Eukaryota; Viridiplantae; Streptophyta; Magnoliopsida; Cornales; Cornaceae
Product: pentatricopeptide repeat-containing protein At3g49170, chloroplastic-like
Exons: 2
Coding region: 236-2806 (856 amino acids)
Biological process (GO): RNA modification
Molecular function (GO): zinc ion binding; RNA binding; protein binding
Source: RefSeq, a predicted model, not a curated record
AAAAAAUAACAAAAUGCAUUAUAGCUCAGCAACAUUUCCUCGCAGUGAGCAUUCAAGUCUUAAAAAGAGGUGAAAGGCUACAUGAAUUUCUUGCGUACCACGAUUGUGGAGUUGUAAUGGUUUGGCAAGUGCAUUUUUCCAAAAAAAAAAAGAAAUAGUCAAAGAUUUCAUUUUAUUAGAACCCCUCAUUCUUCAAUAGACAUUUUGAUUGCACAUCAAAAUAGCCGUUGAGAGGAUGAUCAGUCUCUCUCUUCCCUCUUCCGCCAAAUUGAUCACGCCAUCGCGCAAACCCAUAAACCCUUCCCGCCAAAAAUUCUCAUCCAUCCAAUCCUUGAAGAACCCCAACUUCGAACCUCUCAAGAACCGUCUGAUUCGUCUGGCCAAUGUGGGCCACCUCCACCAAGCAAUCUCCACCCUUGAUCUCAUGACCCAACAUGAACUCGCCCCAGACCUCAUCACCUACUCGGUCCUCCUCAAAUCCUGCAUCAGAACACGAAACUUUGAACUUGGAAAGCUUGUUCACAGCAAAUUGUCCGAGUCAGGACUCGAACUUGACUCGGUUGUGCUUAAUUCACUGAUCAGCUUGUAUUCUAAAUGUGGGGAUUGGGUAACUGCUAAUUCUAUCUUUGUGACAAUGGGUGAGAGUAGAGACUUAGUUUCAUGGAGUGCAAUGAUCUCAUGCUUUGCACAUAAUGGUAUGAAUUCAAAAGCAAUAUCUACAUUCUUUGAAAUGCUUGAAUUUGGAGAGAACCCAAAUCAAUUUUGUUUUUCGGCUGUGAUUCAAGCUUGUUCGAACGUUAAUAAUGCUUCGAUUGGGAAAGUAAUUUUUGGGUCUGUAAUAAAAACGGGGUAUUUUGAGUCUGAUGUGUGUGUGGGGUGUGCAUUGAUUGAUAUGUUUGCAAAGGGUUGUAGUGACUUGAACUCUGCAAAGAAGGUGUUUGAUAAAAUACCUGAGAAGAAUGAAGUUACGUGGACUUUGAUGCUAACUAGAUAUUCCCAACUGGGUCAUGCAAGAUAUGCCAUUGACUUGUUUCUGGAUAUGGUAUUGAGUGGAUUUAAACCGGACCGCUUUACUUAUAGCAGUGUCAUUUCCAGUUGUGCAGAAUUAGAAUUGUUAUCAAUUGGGCAGCAAUUGCAUUCUCAGGUGAUUAAGUCUGGAUUGGCUAUGGAUGUUUGUGUUGGGUGCAGUUUGGUGGACAUGUAUGCAAAGUGUGUAGGUGAUGGAUCUGUGAAUGAUUCAAGGAAGGUGUUUGAUCGGAUGCCUGAUCAUAAUGUCAUGUCUUGGACUGCAAUUAUCACCGGGUAUGUGCAAAGCGGAGGUCACGAUAAGGAAGCUAUUGAACUAUACGGCAAGAUGAUUCAGGGUCAAGUUUUACCCAAUCAUUUCACAUUUUCCAGCAUUCUCAAGGCAUGUGGAAAUCUUGCUGAUUCAGGUAUGGGUGAACAAGUUUAUACCCAUGCAGUUAAACUGGGUCUUGCUUCAGCUGAUUGCGUGGGAAAUUCUCUUACUAGCAUGUAUGCUCGAUCUGGAAGGAUGGAAGAUGCACGGAGAGCUUUUGAUGUUCUAUUUGAGAAAAAUUUGGUUUCCUACAACACUAUUUUUGAUGGCUAUGCCAAGAAUUUGAAUGCUGAUGAAGCCUUUGAGCUUUUCCAUCAAAUAAAGGAUGCUGGGAUCAUGUUUGAUGCUUUCACAUUCGCCAGUCUAUUGAGUGGAGCUGCAAGUAUAGGUGCCUUGAGUAAGGGCGAGCAAGUCCAUGCUCGCUUAAUUAAAGCCGUGUUCGAGUCAAACCAAUCCGUUUGUAAUGCUUUGGUCUCUAUGUACUCUAGAUGUGGGAACAUAGAAGCUGCUUUUCAAGUUUUUAAUGAAAUGGAAGAUCGGAAUGUAAUAUCGUGGACUUCAAUAAUCACUGGGUUUGCAAAACAUGGAUUUGCAAGAAGAGCUUUGGAAAUGUUCUACCAAAUGCUUGAGGCAGGUGUAAAGCCGAAUGAGAUUACAUAUAUUGCUGUUUUAUCAGCUUGUAGCCAUGUCGGUAUGAUUAAUGAGGGAUGGAAACUCUUUAACUCAAUGUUCAAAGAACAUAGAAUAAGCCCAAGGAUGGAACAUUAUGCAUGCAUGGUUGAUUUAUUUGGACGAUGUGGCUUCCUCGAAAAGGCCGUUCAGUUCAUUGACUCAAUGCCUUUCAGGGCUGAUGCUUUGGUCUGGCGCACCUUGCUUGGAGCUUGCCGAGUUCAUGGUAACACAGAGCUUGGCAAACAUGCUGCAAAAAUGAUUCUUGAGCAAAACCCAAAUGAUCCAGCUGCAUACAUUUUAUUAUCAAACCUGUGUGCUUCAACUGGUCAGUGGGAAGAUGUAGUGGCGAUCAGAAAAGGCAUGAAAGAGAGAAAUUUGGUUAAGGAAGCAGGCUGUAGCUGGAUAGAGACAGAAAACAUGGUACACAAGUUUUACGUGGGGGACACCUCUCAUCCCCAAGCACAGGAGAUAUAUGAAGAACUAGAUAAAUUGGCUCUCAGAAUAAAGGAGAUGGGUUAUGUCCCUAACACAGAUUAUGUUCUUCAUGAUGUGGAGGAGGAACAGAAGGAACAGUAUUUGUUUCAACACAGUGAGAAAAUAGCGGUAGCAUUUGGUCUUAUAAGCACAUCCAAGUCGAAACCCAUAAGGGUUUUUAAGAAUCUUCGUGUCUGUGGAGAUUGCCAUACUGCAAUCAAAUACAUAUCGAUGGCAACAGGGAGAGAAAUAAUAGUAAGGGAUUCAAACCGGUUUCAUCAUAUGAAAAAUGGGAUGUGUUCCUGCAACAACUACUGGUGAUUAUGUUAUAUUGUUUUGAAAUGAAUGGAAGUGAUGGUCACAUUGAGAUGGGAGUUCUGUAUUCGGUGGAAAAAUCUGUUUAAGCUUACCCUUCUAGUGCCUGUCUUACAAUUUUUCUGAUCUGCAGUAGUGGAGACUGUUUAAGGAAAAAUCCAAAGGGAUCAGUAAGUCCGAAUUAAUAUGAUGGAUUGCUUGCCGUGUAAGUUGCAAGCAUUAGAAGGGUUCUCCACUGACUCGUUCUGACAACUUGCGUCUGGAUAUUCUAUUUGCAUCUGAUUUUACCCUUCAGGAUCCAUCUUCAAUGGGUGGAAGGAUAUGAACUUGCUUUCAGCACAGGUCAGGACUCAGAAGAGGGGGAAAGAUUGUUAGAUGUACAUGUACAAGCUGCAAUAUAUUUUUAUAUUGGCAAGUAAAACUGAUGUCAUUUUUUUUUUUGUUUGAAAUCCCCAGGCUAAAUUAGGAAUUGUUGUGCUGUUCAUUUUGCUGCAUUGCUGUUGAGACAAAGAUAUCUAUAUAUAUAUAUCUCAGAUAAGUAACUUCAAUAUCCUGCUCCUAUUUUACCAUUUCUUCUACUGUCAUUAAAGCACUGCUUCAGUGAACUUCGAAUUUUUUUUGGUUAAACAACAAGAAUAAGAGAAAAACCGUGAGUCUUCUCCUCCCUCUCCUCUCUUCCAGCUUCCCUUCUUUCAACCUUCCUGCAAUCCGACACCAUGAACCACAUCCUUCGUUGCAAAUCAAUCAAUUCACCACCCCUCCUCCUGAUUCUUAUCCCCUCAAAACUCACCAAAGCUUCCUGUCACCCUCAGCCUACACAAAAUGCCAGAACAACCCACCCACUCAACCCCACUACCACUGGACCAACUCCGCUCUUUUCCCCAUGAUUUCAUGAGGUUCCUCCCUGAAGGAAUUGAGCCUCUGUAAUGGACUUAUCAAAGGCUGACUUGAUUGAAGAGGUGGAGCUGGAGAAAUCCAUCUCCAGCUUGAAAGAUCAACUAGAAGCAUCUCACCGAAAUGAGGGAGCUGAAUUUUCCAGCUAGAGAGCUCAGGUGCACAAAAUUUUGAGUUCUUAAAAUUCAAAUUUAUCCCACCUUACAUUGUCACUUCAGAUAAACUUUUCCCAUACUGAGUCACCAGGGAAAAAAAAGAAUCAAAGUUAACCUGCCAAAUGCUGACCCAUUGCCCAUCAUGUCCCUUGACCACACACUCUUGCCCUGUUUCUCCCACCAAAAGUUCCAGACCAGUCCCAUCACUCUAGCACCUCCACCUCUGGAUUAAAAUCCUCUCCAUUUAACUAUUCGUUAACUUUUCAUUAACGUUACAUACCAAAUUUCCCCCAACCCAAAUUCGAUACCUUCCAAACAACCACCAAAACCAUAUUUCCCCAAAUCCCACCAAUUCAAAAUAUUGUGUAUUUCAAAAUUUUGGAUUUAUGCUAUGUUUUAUCUAAUUACUCUCAUCUACAGAGCCGAUUUUUCAUAACCCAUCUAUGAUUUCCCAUAACUAAGCUCUGAUUUAGGGUUUUGUAGAACAGAAAAGCAACCAAACAUCUGAUUUAGGGUUCUAUUCUUCAGUCUCUGUUCAGAUCUUUGUCUAAAAUCCAAGUCGGUAUAAUGGGUUUGUUCUUCGGUUAUCGUCUCUGUGUCUUAUGACGACAGAGCCAUCCUCAUUAAUGGAAAAAGAAGGAUUCUUAUUAUUUCCAGAGGACAUUUAUCCCUUCCAGAAUAGCUUAUCAUAGAAAGGCCAAAGGAGGGCUAUACAGACAUAUGUAUAUAUAUACAUAUAUCUAUCCUUUCAACUUAAGUUUCUUCCUAAAAGCGAGAAGAAAAAUUUUCGUGCGGAGUCUGUUUAUGUCCCCGUUUGCCAGGGUUGUGAUUCUCAUUUGCUGAUGUGGAGAUUAUAUCAGCGGAUGAGUGGCUUUUCACGCUUCCGAGUCUGAGGAAGAAACAAAGGAAAUGAUCGGAGAUUCGACCGUUCAGAUUCUGGCGACUGAACAGUAACUCAACUCCUAAAAGCCCUAGCUUGAUUUGGGGCUUUUUUUAAUUAUUUUCAUUUUGAAUUAUAAACUCUAGUUUCUAUUAUUGAUUCAGAGAUUUUAGGGUUCUUGAGCUUGAUUUUGUGCACUGGGUACAUGUUUGCAUGUUAUUUUGUCAUUUUCUAGUUGCUUUAUAUUGUUGGUUUUGUUGUUUUUUUCGAAAGUUUGAUGUUUUGAUCCUUUUAACUUACUUGUUCUGCAAUUUUGGUAAAGCGUGGGGACCUUUUUUUGGUCUUUUGUUUGAGUUUGUGUUUUCUGUUAGUUUUAUUUAGGUUUUAAAUGGGAAUUGAAUCAUAUGAUUUAUCUCGUGUAGCAAUUUCUUUUUUCUUUCUGAAUGUGCAUCAAUGUAUUGUUUCUAUGGUUUGAAACUGUGUUUUGCUAUAAUGUGUGCUUACUUCUUGUCAUCAGUAUUGGCUAAGCCUUAUCCAACUGCUUUUACUUUGGGUUAAGGUGAUUUUAUUCCAUCUGUUUAUUCGACGAAGCUUGUUUACCUGUAAUUUUCAUGUCGUUUUGUGCCGAGAAAUCUUUGUAAGAAUCUCAUGGCUAACUGUUAAAUUUUUAUCAGCUAGUGUUGUCGCCAUAAUGUUGUACAGAAAAUAAAAAUUGUGAAAUUAUUUUUACAUGAUUGAUCUAAUUGUUUUACCUUCCCCUUAUGGAAAUUCCUUUCUACCUGUAUAUUGUAAUUAAGUAAAUGAAUACACAUUUCCACAUUUACUGCUCUGUUCAGCCCUCUAGAAAUUUUGAGUGAUUCUACUCUCUAUAUAUUGACUCUCAUAUAGUUUAGGUGCCUGUACUAUGCUAGAUGAAAUGUAAUUGCAAAUAUCAAUAAACGGACUGAGAUCAUAAUUUGGUUAACAUGUUAGUUUUAAUUAUACAAUUUUAGAAUUUGUAAAAGUUGGCUGAAAUGGGCUUAACAACGUAACUUACCUUAAACUUUUUGAAGACCAUUAAAGGGGACGAUUAAAGUUAAACCUAGCCUUUAUUAUUAGAUAAUUGCUCUGACACUUAAAUCCCCAUCGUCGGUUCAAAUUUUUACCAUUUCACCUAGAAAACCCUUCAAUAUCACAAGAAUAUAGAAAAUAAAAUUAGUAGCCUGCAAGAAAGACACAA